Molecule: messenger RNA, 4193 nt
Organism: Coregonus sp. 'balchen'
Lineage: Eukaryota; Metazoa; Chordata; Actinopteri; Salmoniformes; Salmonidae
Source: the annotation of a GenBank genome assembly
AUGAAGGGACAACUCCAACUCAGUGGCUGCUGUCAGGUCUUAUCAGUCUCUCUCUCUCCCUCUCUCUUUCCCCCCUCUCUCUCCAUCAUUCUCUUUUUCUCUCUCUUUCUCGCUCUCCCUCCCAGCAGCCCCGGGGUAUCCUCGAUUCUCAGGGAGUCUCGCCCAUACCUUCCUUCCCAUGAGCCACUUGGAUCACCAUGCCAACAGCGGCGUCCUCUACGGGCAGCACCGUUUCUAUGACACCCAAAAAGGUGAGUCGGCAAACAAAUUAAAAUGAAAUCAGACGAAAAUAAGAUAUUGAAAUCCAAUUGAACACAACAAAGUAUGAUGUAAUUGGAUAAUGGAUAUUGCGAGCUAUGUCGAUGCCCACAGGGAUAUUACCUUAAAUGUAAUAAUGUAAUCCUGUCUUUUAGAUUUGCUGCCUGGUUGGCCAAUGGAUGUUUUUUAAAGGGGAAGUUCAGGAUUUUACAACUUGAUGUUUCCUCACCCUGAAAGUAGUCUAUGGGCUAGUAAAAACGGAAAUCCUUGGUUUGGUUUUCUAUUAAACAGCCACUAUAAACUUAAGCUAACUUUAGCCACUACUAGCUAACAGUCAAUGGAAGUGAAAACAUUUUUAAAGGCCAAAUCACCUCUAAGUAACAUCAAACCAGAUAUGGAGUUGACUUCAGUUGAUUUCAGUAGAUUUGGUCAUGACGUUUUAACAGUUGCACACAUUCGCCAUUAAUGUGUGAGCUAGUGGUGGCUAAAGUGGCUGUUUGAAGAAAAACAAACCAUGAAUUACACUUUCUCCUGUCCCAUUGACUACUUUCAGGGUGAGGAAGCAUCUAACACCAAUUUCUAAAAUCCUGAACUUCCCCUUUAGGAGUCAGUUUUUUUUAUACUGAACAGAAAUAUAAAUGCAACAUGCAACAAUUUGAACGAUUUUACUGAGUUACAGUUCAUAUAAGGAAAUCAGUCAAUUGAAAUAAAUAAAUUAGGCCCUAAUCUAUGGAUUUCACAUGAAUGGGCAAGUUUCGCAGCCAUGGAUGGGCCUGGGAGGGCAUAGGCCCACCCACUUGGGAGCCAGGCCCACCCAGUCAGAAUUAGUUUUUCCCCACAAAAGGGAUUUAUUACAGACAGAAAUAAAACUUGUUCAGCUGUCCGGGUGGCUGGUCUCAGAAGAUCCCGCAGGUGUAGAAGCCGGAUGUGGAGGACCUGGGCUGGCGUGGUUACACGUGGUCUGCGGUUGUGAGGCCGGUUGGACGUACUGCCAAAUUCUCUAAAACGACGUUGGAGGCAGCUUAUGGUAGAGAAACAAACAUUCAAUUAUCUGGCAGCAGCUCUGGUGGACAUUCCUGCAGUCAGCAUGCCAAUUGCACUCUCCCUCAAAACUUGAGACAUCUGUGGGAUUGUGUUGUGUGAUAAAACUGCACAUUUUAGAGUGGCCUUUUAUUGUCCCCAGCACAAGGUGCACCUGUGUAAUGAUCAUGCUGUUUAAUCAGCUUCUUGAUAUGCCACUCCUGUCAGAUGGAUGGAUUAUCUUGUUCACUAACAGGGAUGUAAACAAAUUUGUGCACAACAAUUGAGAGAAAUAUACUUUUUGUGUGUCUAGAACAUUUCUGGGAUCUUUUAUUUCAGCUCAUGAAACAUGGGACCAACACUUUACAUGUUGCGUUUAUAUUUUUGUUCAGUAUAUAUCAUUGACAUUUAUAUAAUUUGGAACUUUUAUAUCUUACAGAGAACUUCUAUCUAAGAAGCCUUCCGUCCCAGCCACCUCUCAUCUCAGCCAAUCACGGCCUUCCGCCCAUCUCCAGGGCGGGGCCGGGGCACCCACAGGGCUCCUGCAGUCGGGACAUGGACCCAGGGGGCGGAGUCAGCCUACACAAGGGCCUGAAGGAGGGGUCCGUCGAGAGAGGGGUGGUCCCCAGCACCAAGGACAAGGAGAGGCCCAGCAGCAAACAGGAGGCCAAGGAGCGACAGCAGCACCACAGCCACCACCCCCAGCCCUCACAUCCACACCACCACCACCCACACCCUGGUCACACACAGCCCCACCCCCACCAGCAGCACCCCCAGUACCCCCAGCACCCGGUCUCCCUGGAGGAGGUCAAUAGCAGAGCCCUGGAGAGGCACAAGGCCGCCCUGGUCAUGGAGCACAAGGAGCACCAACAGGCCAUGGGUAUGGCCAGACCCCUCAGCGCCUGCCUGCUCAACGGAAAGAUGCAGAACGGGGGGGACUCUGGGACGGGUGGGGCCAAGGCUUCCAUGACUAGCUAUGGGGGGGAGGUGGUGGGGAGCAGGGGAGCUCAGACACAGGUCAGCCACAGACACAUGGGGGGUGGGGGGAACGUCCGCUGCACCAAGGAGGGGGUGAGCGGCGAGAUGAGGAUCAGCGAGCAGCCUUCGGACUGUCUGGAGGGGAGGGGCCAGAUGCUCCACCACGCCCUGCCCUACUCUGUGGCGCCGCCCCUGCAAAUGGGUUCAGCCGGUGGGGGAGGACACCCCCACCUCCACCCCCACCACCACCCUCACCCCCAUCCGGGGGGUUUCCACUGCCUUCAGCUCCACCCCAGCCAUCCCCAUCACCCCCACCACUCACACCCCCACACACACCACCACCCGGACUUCUUCUGCCCGCCUCCGCCUGCCCCUCUAACCAACCCCUCGCCGCACGAGAGGGGAGGGCCGUCCAGCGGGGGGGGGAGGGGGGCGAGACCCCAAAGUGACAGGGCCCACGUUCAUACCAUCUGUAGGGGGAGGACACCAGGGGGACAAGUCCAGCGGGCAACCCUUCCAGAUGGGCACACCAACCGACUGCCAGGGGUUGGUGGGUGGGGGCGGCAGUGCCAAGGACAAGGCUAUGGAGAAGAGUGGGGGAGGGGGGCCCCCCAGUAACUGGCACAGGAAACAGCAACAACAGCAGCAUCCACAUACAGAAAGGCUGAGAAGGCCCCGGACUGGAUGCAGCAGCAGAGUCACCACCACCAUCCCCAGCAGCCCCAGCCACAGCAGCACCAGCCCCAACAACCCCAGCCCCAGCAGCCUCAGCCCCAACAACCCCAGCCCCAGCAGCCUCAGCCCCAGCAGCAGCAGCCUCAACCCCAGCAGCACCAAGCCGUGCGUUCCCGCAGCGUCGAGUGCAUCAAUAGCGUGGGAGUGGACACCACCGAUGUGUUCCGGCCCUCUCUUCCCCAGGGAGCCAAGGCCGGACACUCCCUCCCCCACUCAGUCAACACCUCCCCCUACAGGGACUGCUCCCUCCCGGGCCCCCUGCCCAACGCCUCACCCCUGGGAGGUCGGGGAGGUGCAGGCGGUGGGAGGUGGGAGCUGUUCCUUACAGAGAGAUGGUCAGAAGGUGGCCCGUAUCCGCCACCAGCAGCACGGCGGGCCUGGCCCGGACGCCCCAGCAGCAGAGCUGAACCAGAGCAACAAACAGAACCAGGACCAGGACCUGAACAGGAAGCUGGAGAUGGAGAUGUCCCCGUACGGCUACAGCAACAGUGGGCAGGGGCAGAAGCAUCACCCCCAGCAGCCCCCGGUUCCCCCCUGGGCCAUGAGGCCUCACCAUGUCCACCCUGCAGAGGAGGAGCAGCAGCGUAAGGCCUACAUGGAGUCUCUCAGUGGGGGAGGUGGUGGUGGUGGCAGGCAACAGCCCCAGCAACAACCAGGGCAAGGUAUGGGCCUCCCUCCUCAUCCUUCUCCCCAGCCCCAGCCACCUCCACCCCCAGCCCCCUCUCAGCAGCAGCAGGACCCCCAAGUUGCCUCACAGGCCCAUGGGGGAGAGCAGUGCCAUGAAGAGCCUUCUGAAGUACAGCACCCAGCAGCAGCCCCUGCUCCUCUCCCAGAAGAGUCCCUUCGGAGGCCUGGGGAGCCUCAAAUCCGGUGGCCCUGGUGGUCCUGGAGGUGGCAACCCCGGGGUUAGCUGCACCCUGCAAGGCAGCAAACAACAACAGGCCCUGCCCACCAGGAAGGGCCCGGCCAAUGACGGCGAGCGCUCUGACUGUGGGGGGCGUGGCCGGGAGGUGGGCGAGGCGGCGGGUCACGGCGAGGGAGAGGUGCGCCAGCCGCCUGUGGGCAUCGCAGUCGCCGUGGCGAGGCAGAGGGAGCCGUCCUGUCGCCCGGUGGACGCCCUCCCCAACAGCCGGCAGGGGCGGGUACACCCCUCCAUGAAAGGUGCGGGGGUAACCUCCGGGCCCUUGGGGUCGCUUGCUUAA